UGUUGCCAGUUUGUCGGCUGCUUCGAUCCAGACCGGACCAUCUUUUUCACCGCUCUCCCUGCCUCGUUCUAGACGAACCAUCGUUUUUCAAUUCCUUUUUUUCUUUUGACCUGCACGGAUUACUGUUCGUUAUUAAACUAGUGUAGAUGCUGUGAGAGUGAUCGAAUUCGUUUUUCAAGUUCCAACAAAAGAUCAUCGUCAUGUCUUCGCCAAAGAAGCCAUCAAGGAAGAAGCUCUCCAGCCGGACGUCACAUGAAGAUGACGCAGUGUUUCAGACGACUUCAGCGCAGUUACACGGGACUAUAGGAGCCAGCCGUUCUACCAACUUUUCUUUUAAAAAGGACUUUGUCAAAGACUCUAUGGUGGUUCUCGGACCAGAGCGGACUUUUAAACUGAGAAAUCCUCUGGUCCAUUCGUCAUCAUCAGGUCUUCAACAACAGACCAGUGGGUUGCUGCAGGCCAUGGACGAUGGCACGACCAGCAUCCGCGGUGCCUCCAUUUCACCUUUCAACACAACACAGAGGAUUCGUUCGGGCGAACGGGCACCUUCGACAAGCUCUUACAGUUUGAGCUCGUAUGACGAUAUAGUACGAGAUGCCAGCAAAAAUGGAAGGCGGUGGCCGAGUAACCACUGCUUCUGUCUACUGGGGACCCUGUUUUUAUUAGGCACGGGGCUCGCCUUCGGCAUCUAUUAUGGACUGAUCAGCAACAAACAAGAGAAGCUCGUUGAGUUCGUCUACCGGGGAAGCUUCCGGAUUGCGGAGGGUGACUGGUUCGAGCCCAAUCUAGCUGACGUGAAGGGAGCUGCUUUUAGCGCAAAAGCUCGCGAUUUUGAAGCAAAGUUGGACGAUUUGUUCAAGAACAGCAGCGUCAGAGACAUUUAUCAUCAUUCAGAGAUUCUCACAUUUCAGGGGAAUGAAGACUACGACCUUUCCGUGUUCUUCAACUUGUAUUGCAUCACAAAGAAAACUGCAAACGAUGCCUUCGAAAUGGAGUCCCUCUUGAGGGAAGAAUUGGCUGGGAAAUUCCCAGUAAACGUUCACAUCGAUCCAUCAAGCGUGGAAGUUAAAGCUAGGGCGGUUACGAGCUCACCCAAUGAAAGUUCCGACUUGGUGGACAGACGCACGGACAUUGACUCGGCUUCGGAAGGCAGUCGUCCACAAGAGGGUGAUCUAACAAAUUUCAUUCCACCUUAUCCAACGCAACCGCCAACUCAUGGCAUCGACUCAACAGCAAGUCCGGGUAUUAAAAAAGGACAACAGUCACGACCGCUAUUAACAUCCUCAACGAUUCGGCCAACGGUGACAUCACCGGGCCCAAUCAGCAAGUUUUCUCAGCCGCAAGAUCAUCAAGAACGUUCGGGCUGCGUGCCUAUUUCACUCAAUUUUUGUCGCCAUUUGGCUUACAACUUCACCUCGUUUCCCAAUCUGCUAGGACAUCGUGGAGCCCGAGAAGUCGACCGACUUAACGAAGCCGCAAAGUUACUGGUUGAAUCGGAAUGCUCGCCCUAUAUUCAGCAUGUGCUCUGCCAUAUACUGCAACCUCCUUGUGAUCCGGAUGCUCCGACGAAUGGAUUUGUGCCUCCGUAUCCACUACCACUGAUGCCUUUCGCCCGUAUACCAAAUCAUCUUCCUCCCUGUCGGAGUCUCUGCAUGGCGGUGAUGACGUCAUGUAAAGCCCGGCUAGGAUUAAGUCAGCAGAUUUCCCGCAGGCAGGAUGUUGUCGGUAACAAGCUCCUGAGCAACGAAGUUGCAGCCGGCUUGAAAGAUCUGCUCCGCUGCGAACUCUUUCCCAUUGAUGACGGCAUGGAUUCUUGCACAACUAAACCAUCUAUGAAUUACGUCAUGGAGGCCGAUCCAAGUGAAUGUGUCCGUUUCAUGACGGCCAAUGGACAAGCUGGCCGCAUUUGUGACGGGCUGAUGGACUGCCAUGAUUUUAGUGACGAAGUGGCGUGUAACUACUGCCCGGAGGGCCAAGUUCAUUGCGGAGUUGGGGCCUCAUGCAUCGAUGUCAACAAACGAUGUGACGGUAUUCCCGAUUGUCCCAACGGGAGCGAUGAAAGAGGCUGCCUGACUGUGGCGCCCGAUAUGGCGGCGGCUAAUUUCGUUCAUCAGUAUUUUCAUGAGGGCUACAUCGUCUUCACCGAAGGCAACAACACGGGCAAGAUAUGUGUCGACUCGCUCAACUCGUCGUCCCUCAUGUCCACUGCCCGGCAGCAAAGUUUUCUGGAGAUCUUUGGAGAGUCGGCUUGUCGUUCCAUGUCAUACAGUAUCAUGGAACGCAUUGAAAUUCGUGUCGAUAACGAACGUUCAGCGGACUAUGCCCAUUUAACUGAACCGAUACGAUGGAGAGCCACAUUCCUUCGGGCUCCGUGUCGUAAACGCCAAGUGCUCUACCUUUCGUGUUCGGGACUUGAAUGUGGAAAUCGGCCGGUUCAUAUGCAUCCUGACCGUCCCGGUACCGAUUUAACGCUUCUCCCGUCAGCUCACGGUGACUGGCCAUGGUUAGCAGCUCUGAUCAGAGAUGGUGUUCAUGCUUGCGAUGCAACUCUUGUGGCAGACCAGUGGCUUCUUACCGCCUCUUCUUGUUUUGAUGGGCAAAGUCGAGCUCACUGGGUUGCUAGAUUCGCUGCUGUCCGCCUGACUUCCGACGCACCUUGGGAGCAAGAGCGACGUAUCAUUGGCAUGGUCAAAUCGCCCGUGAAGGGCAAUCAACUGGUCCUGAUUAAAAUGGAGUCAGCCGUCAUCUACUCAGAUUUUGUCCGACCUGUAUGUCUGGCUCGUGAUCAUGAUGCUUGGAUCUCGGGUCCCGCGUCACGCUGUCUCUUCCUUGGAUGGGGCAAAGAUCGAGACAAUCUGCACGAAGUGACUGCCAAGGUCGUGCAAAAUAAAAAAUGUGACAACGUCACAACUCUAUGCGCGGAUGUUCUUUCUCCGUUAGAUACAUGCCGGAAUGACGAAUUCGCUGGGAGUCCACUGCUUUGCCAAUUAAAUGAUGGUAGGUCUUGGUCAUUGGUCGGAGUAUCUAACGAGAAUCGUCAUUGCGAUCGGAGUUUUGACGAUAGACAGCUCGAUCGAGUUUACCUCGCAAUCGUGAUCGAUUGCAAAAACAGUAACGACUCAAUGGAAACCAAUCGGCUGUGUUUGAUGGAAGUCAAUGCCAAAAGCCAACCAUCACCCAAAACAGGGUCAAUCAAAGGCCGAUCGCACAGUUUAACGACCGUCCUACCAUUGCCUUCGGUACGUAUUACUGCUUCAGUGGAAGAAGAAACAGAAGCAGACGGAUCAGAAAGCGAGCCGAGCUUGAACCGUCCUGGGUUACCUAUAAGCAAUGUAACCACAAGGAUUCUUGAGAAGAAACCAACGGCCAAGCAUAGACCAAGAUUGUCCAUCCCGCAUAUCUUCACCCAUCAAUCAUCAUUGAGCACGUCACCUCUAUCAUCCACACCCUCUAUCUCGUCACUCCUCGCUGCUGCUGCUGCUCGGAAUUUCUCUUUCAGUAUCCCCCAAUCGAUGAGACGGGGCUCUUGGUCGAACCCAUCGGAGUCCAUGGUGUCAUUAAGUUACCGCUCAUUCGCCAACUAUAUAGUUGAAGACAAUUUGGUUGGCCUCCGUGUUUUUCUUGAAAAUCGCCAUGUCGUCGUCGACGAUAGAGACGAGAAUGGAGCCACGGCUUUGUUGCUGGCAUCGAUCAAAGGCAAAAGUGCCUUCGUCAGAGAGUUGCUCGCUCAUGGAGCCGACCCAAAUGCCGAGGAUUCCGAUAACUGGACGCCUUUGCUCUGCGCUGCAAAGGAGAAUUUCACCUCCAUUUGCGUCGAGCUGCUCAAUCAUGGCGCUGACAUUGAACACCGAGAUAUGGGAGGUUGGACCGCACUGCUAUGGGCGUGUUACAAAGGCUAUUUGGAGACGACACGUCUGUUGAUUGAACAGCGAGCUGAGGUGAACGUUCAUGGCCAAUAUCAUAUCACGCCUCUUAUGUGGGCUGCUGGCCGAGGUCAUGUAGCUAUAGUCCGCCUCCUGUUGGAAAACGGAGCCAAAGUGAAUGCUGGGGAUAAGUAUGGAACAACGGCCUUGAUUUGGGCAUGCAGGAAAUCCCACGGUGAGAUUGUAGACAUGCUACUUCAAGCAGGAGCUAAUGUGGAAGUAUCUGGAAUGCAUUGUUGGACACCUUUACUACUUUCUACCAGAGAGAAUGCUGCAGAAAUUGUCAAUAAAUUACUCGAUAGGAAACCCAAUGUUAACGCAACGGAUAAAGACGGCUGCGCUGCUCUUACUAUAGCCUGCAAGGAAGGCUAUUAUGACAUUUGUAUGGCCUUACUAAAUGCCGGUGCCUACGUCAACUUGCAAGAUCGAAGCGGAGACACCAACUUGAUUCAUGCAGCUAAAGCUGGUCACAAAUCAAUUGUUGAAGCAUUAUUAAAGAAAUACGCCGAUGUUGACAUGACCGGCAAGGAAAGGAAAACAGCUCUUUAUUGGGCGGUUGAAAAAAAUCAUGUUUCAGUAGUUAAAUCACUCUUACAUUCGGAUCCCAAUUUAGAAAUUUCUACUAAGGAAGGAGACACACCAUUGUUAAGAGCAGUGCGCAACCGGAGCAUCGAAAUAGUACAAUUGUUGCUGGACAAAAAAGCUCGUGUUACAGCAGCCGACAAAGAAGGUGAUACAGUGCUUCAUAUCGCCAUGAGAGCCCGAUCAAAAGCAAUAGUAGAAGUUCUCCUCCGAAAUCCGAAACAUAGCCAACUGUUAUACCGACCAAAUCGAAGCGGUGAAACGCCGUACAAUAUCGAUAUAAGUCAACAAAAAACCAUAUUAGGACAAAUUUUUGGAGCGCGACGUUUAAACACUAAUGAAGAUAAUGAAAACAUGUUGGGCUAUGAGCUUUACAGUAGUGCACUGGCAGAUAUGCUGAGCGAGCCAUCACUUUCGAUGCCGAUCACUGUAGGGCUCUACGCAAAAUGGGGUUCUGGCAAAUCUUUCCUCCUCAGCAAAUUACGAGACGAAAUGAAAGGAUUUGCCCGCCAAUGGAUCGAGCCUCAGUUGCAAUUUUCCGCAAUUCUUUCCAUCAUUGUACUGCAUAUUGCCACCCUUUUAGGCGUAAUAAUGGGCGUUUCACUUGAUUCGUGGAUUGCUGGUCUAGCAACUGGUGGAGGCUGCUUCUUCCUCAUAGUGACAUUUCUAUACAUAGUGUACUGGGGUUCUGAAAGAUUUAGUUGGAAUUGGGCGCAUAGUUUCGGACUAGUGUUAGCGAGAAAACUAGAAGCCCUAAAGUUGGUGUUGCAAGUGACUUUUUGCACCCCACCGGGGCCGCAGUGGGGAGGUGAUAGCAUACGAAUCCAACCGAUCAGAUUUUAUUUUACGGACCAAACUAAAGUAUCACGGUCGACAAGAGGGGAGAACUCGGUAGUUCAGAUGAUUGGUUCUUUGUUGGAUUCAAUAGAAGGAGAUUAUGGUGUUGUGGCAACUCGCCUUUAUCGUGCGUUCAGGCCGAAACCACUGAAAUCAACGUCGCCCUGGAAAUUUCGUCGUUUUUGUUGCAUCCCCUACGCAGCUAUUUUCCUGAUUUGCAUCGAUAUUCUCUUGGCUGGCCUGGUGUUUCUCGCCAUAUAUCAGAAGGUGGAAAUAGAAGACCGAAUAGUAAAUUCAAAUCACGUCCAAUAUACGCUGAUAGCUAUCGGUGUAUUCUUGGGUGUUGUAGUUAUCGCAAAUGGGUAUACCUGGAGUCGUAUCGUAAAAUCAUUGCUUUUCUCGCAACGUAGAAAAUUACUACGGAUUAUCGGCCGUCUCCAGUCUGUCAGAGCCGAAGGCUAUUUACAGGCAUUGAAGAGGGAAGUUGCCAUCAUGGUUGAAAUGGUGCGUUGUCUUGACGCCUACAGCGGUCAGCAGACACGUUUGGUGAUGGUAGUUGAUGGUUUAGACAGUUGCGAACAAGAUCAGGUUCUCUACGUUCUAGACGCUGUGCACUUGCUUUUCACCGAACAGUCGUCACCAUUCAUCACUCUACUCGCCAUCGAUCCGCACAUAAUUAUCAAGGCUAUCGAGCUCAACUUGCAUCGGAUGUUCAACGAAUCAAACAUCGGGGGUCACGAUUAUCUUAGAAACCUGGUCCAUGUCCCUUUCUUUCUUCAAAACGCUGGUCUUCGAAAAGUCAAGGCGGCACAACAAGCGGCUCUCAUGUCCAAAAACCCUGGCGGAGGACGUACUACUAUGAUAACGUCGAAUAGUAAUCAUGCUGCCGUGCUCAACUGGCUCGAAUCAGAAGAAACUGCCAACAAUCAACCGGCUGGAGAUAAAGUUGCGAUGUCACCUCGACGAAUGUCGGUGGAAUCGUCUGCCCCACAGGGCAAGGGAUUGCAUCGAACACAUAAGCUUAGUAAUGCACUUCCGCCUGCCAUGGGGCAUCGUAAGCUGCGUCCAAGUGAGAGCAUGGAGAGUGGAUUAGCCAUGGGAAAUAAUAACGGGCGCGUUAUGGCUGCCCAAGAUCUCACAAAAGUUCUAUUGACGGACGAUUAUUUUAGUGAUGUCAAUCCAAGGAGCAUGCGCCGAUUAAUGAAUGUCAUCUACGUUACCGGUCGUUUACUUAAAGCCUUUCAAAUCGAAUUCAAUUGGUAUCAUUUGGCUUCGUGGGUCAAUAUUACCGAACAAUGGCCCUAUCGCACGUCAUGGAUCAUUCUAUAUUGCGAAGUCAACGAAGAUAAGCUGGACGAUUUUACUACUCUAAAAGUUGUCUACGAACGGGCUAAACCUUUCAUACCUGUGUCUAAAGAAAUUGAACCACACUUAGAAAUUGACCGUGAUGAGAAGAAGUUUCAAACGUUUCUCAGUUUCCAUCGCAAUACGUUACAGGUUCUUCAUUUAAAGAUGUUUAUGCCGUUCACUAUUCAUUUGGAUCCCUACUUACGUAAAGUGAUUAAAGAGGAGCGUUCUUCUUUCAUGGCUAUGCAAUCAGGAGCACCUGUGCCUCACACAGCGACGACGGACGUAAAAGUAAAUGGCAAUAUAAUCCACGAACAGCCUAAUCCUUCCGUCGGAAUGCACGUCCCUUGGUCAGUUAAUGGACAGCCCUGGACCACUGUGACGUUGCCAACGCCUGAUCAAACCAAGCCGGCGAUGUAUCCGAAGUAUCCGCCCAUGGUGCCUACCAUUACUCAUUGCAAUUAUGGAGUAAUGCCGGCUCCUACUUAUGGGCCAGCGGUCAAUCAUUUGUGCCUGAAAUCUACUGUACCCAGUCGUCUUCAAGACAGACCACUCAGCUCCCUAACUGCUGAAGAAGUUAGCGAGCUGUUGCGGCACUUGGAUGGAUUCAGAACAGCACAGGCCGACCAAUAUACUCGAACAUUCAUUGACAAUAACAUUAGUGGUCGCGUUUUGCUCAGUUGCAACUUGGAUGAGCUAAAGGCUCUGAGCGGAAUGUCUUUUGGCGAUUGGGAGCUCUUCCGUGUAGCUGUGUGUGCGUUGCGGGAGCGUGAAUUCCAGCCUCGUGUGGCAAACAGCCCUAACCCACAACAAGCAACUGCUGGUCAAGCCAGUGCGAAUCAACAUCAGUCUGGAAACUACAAUUUUUUGGAUGUCGACUUCGAUGGACGCUUGUCUAGAAGCAGCAGCCUCCGCAGUAACACGUUCGCGGGAGCCGCACCAGGCGAAGUCGUCAGUGAAGUUGAUGCGAUGGUUUCAGCUCCCAAGAUCAACACCAAACGUCAAACGAACAUCGAGAAACAAGUAACUUUGGAAGACCAAGCGAUAUGCGGAGCGUUGCAGACUCUAAAUGAGGAGGCUAUGGAAGACGUGCUGGACGAACGGGAAGCCGAAUACCUGCCUGGAAAUGAUUUAAUACCUAAUGUUUACGGCUACAACUCGAGCAACUUGUCUACCUGUAGUGAUCCAACUGAAACGGAUGUCCUCUAUCUGCAGACUUCCGUUGUUCCAGAUUUGCAUUUCCCAGCCUUAAGACAUGCUAAUAGCGUUCUCGGUUCACGUGGCCUCAUUGGAAAUGAAGAUUCAGUCAGUCUCGGUAGUUCCUUGGUAAGCCUCGCCGAACGAGGGACGGUGACUCCGGCUCGCCAACGUACCAUAACCGAAGUUGUUUGGCCUGAACAAAUAGCCUCAGCCCUCAACAGUGGUCUACGGUCACGGCUCAGCUCUAGCACUAGCCUCUUCCGGGCAGGAUCUCAAAAAAGCAUCCUCGCAUCGGAUGCUAGCUACGCGUUAUCGCGUCGUGAUUCCCAACGUUCCAUUUCAGAUGUGAGUUCUACGAAGCCCAUAUUCGUUUCCGUGGAUCCAUCAAACGUAGCUGAAUCUAGCUGUGCAGUGAGUUCAGGGUUCAGCACUAUGGUUGCAGGUGGAUGGCGCAGUGAACAAGGAUCUCCGCGUCGUCCAGCCUCUCUUGUAUUUAACGAGACCGUCAACCCAACCCACGAAUGGCUAGUCAAGCCUGUUAAGGACACUCCAGAGAGCCCCACUGGCGAGAACCGCUUGAAAUGCACAAGUGGAGACAGAACACCAACUGCCUCCUCGAAUUCGCCUAUUAUUGUUCACAAACGUUUUUCAACAACAAACGUUGAAUUGUUACCAGAUCAGAUUGGUGGUAAACUACAGCCAGAUAAGACAUCAUCGUCGAAAUCGGCUUUACGCUCACCAUCGAAACAACGAGCGAGACGUACAGGCCAUCAUCAGUCACGUACCCAUGUUGCACCUUCGCCGGGAUUGUCUACAAGUCGUCAUCCGACUGGUAAAAGCUCUGACGACACUGACGAAGAAGGAGAAGAUGCUCCGCUUAUGACGGCGACAAAGGAACAUCAUCAUAUUCGACGCGUCCUUCCAAAAGCGGCAGUUCUUGCUAUCAAAGAGUCUCGUCCUCUGAGCGCCAAUUCAAGCCUUCUCGGGAACUACGUUCAACAAACGGAAGGUGGUGGCGUUUCAAAUACGACCACCUCUCAGCUGAGUCUCGCCUCGCCUAUUGGGAGCAGUACUUCCAGCCUGGAUAGUCCUCUUGAUACCACGGAUAACGAAGUGUACAAGACAGUUAUACCGAAAGGUGACUCAAGUCGUCGAGAGAAUUCGCUUGCCCUAAUGCUCAACAGGGCUAUAAAUGAAAUAGGAGAUACUGGAAGGGCAGCCUCAAGCAAACCGGAACCCAGUGCUAGCUCGGAAAUGGAUACUGCCAACUAGCCUCAAUAGUUAGUGCUUUCUUUUUUUUGUUUGUUUAUUCACUAUAUAGACUCUUGUAGUUAGAAAUGAAUUUGGGGGUUGAAAGAUUUAGCUUUCGCUAGUUGCUCCAUAGCCAACUAGAAGAAUCUGUUCAAAUAAUUCCCUAGAAUAAGUUAACGGGUGUUAUGGGUUACCAACUUGUUCCAGCCUAUUUCAAGUUGGCAAUGCUCGUAAAUUUGAAUCAUGUUUUACUACCUAUUCAGCCAAUUUUCUUCGAAGGAGGUUUUAAGUUUAUUUUAGAAACGAGAAAUUAGCUACUUUAGGUAGACAAGGUGCACUGAAAGCCAUAAUCAUUUCGAUUUGGGUUGAAUCAGAAUUCUUACCAAAAUGGAACGCAAGUCCUACCAAAGGAAAAAGAAAAACGGUUAUGGCCGUUUGUUGAACAAUUACACAUACAGCAACAAAUUGACCUUGGGAAGUUCAAAAAUGCCGUUUUCAAUUUGCUGAUCUCUUAAAUUCCGAUUUGCAAAACUUUUAUUGCUCCAAUGACUUUUGGUUCGAAUUUAUACAUGUAUUUUUUUGCUUCAUAUCCGCCUUAUACCUCGCUUGUUCAAGCGAUUACGUUAAAACGGAAUAAUUAUGAUGGCCUCAGGAUCAUCCUACCAGAUUCUCCUCCCGGUGGUCCAUCCUAUUUACAGUUCACACCUUAGCACUUGAACUUGCAUUUAUUUAUCCUAAUCGAUCUAUUCAUUCUAGCUUCUUUCAUUUCUCACGAAUUCAUUUCAGUUUAUUUCCUUCGUUGACAAAUGCGUGCAGCGGUAACCAGUCAAAAUAGGUUUGGGUAAAUUUUCCUAAUUGAACAAAAUGACACUGGAUUGACAAUGUUAUGCAAAACCGAAUUGUGGUAAUAAUCCUACUUUCCUUCUGUCUGUGAAUACCUAUUUAAUUGGGCCUGUAGUGUUCACACAUUUGUAAAUUGCCGCAACAUUCACGAAAACAUGUUUUUCGUUACGUCAUGUCUUUAUUGUAAUACACAACACGACAGCAUAUAA
Messenger RNA from Daphnia carinata, 10192 nucleotides. RefSeq lists its product as uncharacterized. Lineage: Eukaryota; Metazoa; Arthropoda; Branchiopoda; Diplostraca; Daphniidae. Gene Ontology annotation, biological process: proteolysis. The transcript is spliced from 40 exons. The record is from RefSeq and is a predicted model, not a curated record. Gene Ontology annotation, molecular function: protein binding; serine-type endopeptidase activity. The coding region runs from base 201 to 9161 and encodes 2986 amino acids.